CCUACUUCUUCCAUGACGAAUGCAUCCUGCUUACUCUGUUAAUUCAGGUUGAAGACGCCUGGAAGUCUACGGAAUUCACUGUAUUACCUUACAAGGAUAGCAAGGACAUAUUCAUUGUUGGUGGCACGGAUGAGAUUCAACAACUGUUCGAUGAUUCCAUCAUUAACAUUGCAACCAUCGCCUCUUCACGUCAUGUGGGCCCAAUAAAGGGCCGUGUGGAAGAAUGGUCAGCGUUGCUCGACCUGUUUGGAAAAACCCUGGAAGAAUGGCUCAUUUGUCAAAGAAGCUGGUUGUACCUGGAGAGCAUAUUCUCAGCUCCAGAUAUUCAAAGACAGCUGCCUAGCGAAGCUAAAAGUUUUAUGGCUGUAGACAAAUCAUACAAGGACGUCAUGCGCAAAGUUCAAAAGGUGCCUUUGGCAAUGAGAGCCGCCACACAGCCAGGAUUGUUGGACACAUUCCGAAAUAACAAUCAACUUCUGGAACAAAUUCAAAAAUGUUUGGAAGCAUACUUGGAAUCCAAGCGCUCCGUAUUCCCCCGUUUCUACUUUUUGUCCAACGACGAACUACUCGAGAUAUUGGCACAAACUC
Opisthorchis viverrini is the source of this 588-nucleotide messenger RNA. RefSeq lists its product as hypothetical. Gene Ontology annotation, cellular component: dynein complex. The annotation marks the transcript as partial. Gene Ontology annotation, molecular function: minus-end-directed microtubule motor activity; dynein intermediate chain binding; dynein light intermediate chain binding. Lineage: Eukaryota; Metazoa; Platyhelminthes; Trematoda; Opisthorchiida; Opisthorchiidae. Gene Ontology annotation, biological process: microtubule-based movement. The record is from RefSeq and is a predicted model, not a curated record. The transcript is spliced from 2 exons.